Colletotrichum navitas is the source of this 1764-nucleotide messenger RNA. RefSeq lists its product as uncharacterized. The record is from RefSeq and is a predicted model, not a curated record. Bases 183 to 1394 code for a protein of 403 amino acids. The transcript has 5 exons. Lineage: Eukaryota; Fungi; Ascomycota; Sordariomycetes; Glomerellales; Glomerellaceae.
UCCCAUUUCACAUGGACCGUCUUUUUCCGUGGCACUGCUAAAGACAUUCAUUACGAUACUGAAUGAAAGCUUCCUGUUUUCUUCUGUAUAACCACCGAUUUUGGAAAACUCACUGCCCGCCUAAUCUCCCAUACCACUCAUUCUUCUAAUAAACAUUUCUGCCUUUCAAUUCAGAGACCAUAAUGGACUAUUCCCCGGCCCCAGAUGAUCAAACGGCGCAGUCAAGCAUGAACGAAGAUAGAGGACCGCUCCUCAUCGGCAUGAGCGCUAGUUUUCUCGCGUUCACACUCAUAUUUGUAGCGCUUCGCGUCCAUGUCCGAGCUGUUCUGAUGAAGAAAUGGGGGGCGGAUGAUUCUUUUGUCGCUAUCUCAUACAUCCUGGCGCUGUCCACGGGCGUCGUAUUUGCUAUAGGCACAACUACUGGCCUCGGAAAGCAUGCUUGGGCACUUUCAGAAGACAUCAAUCAAGCAGGCAUCAGAUCAAGGUUGGUGAUAUCGGCAACGUUGUGCUACCACCUCACGUUCAUCGUGGUCAAAAUGGCUUUCCUCCUGCAAUAUCGUCGAGCCUUCAUCCUCCCUAAAUUCAUAUUAUUUUGUGACAUCAUGAUGGGCUUCAUCGGCAUGUUCGGCAUCGCGCUCUUCGUCUCAGCUAUCGUGGUCAACACUCCCAGGUGGAGAAGGGAGACAGACUCGCAAGCAAGUUAUAAUCAGGGUGUGUGGUGGAUGGCCACUGCCAGUGUGCAUUUGGUGACCGACAUCAUUAUUUUUCUGAUGCCUAUUCCUAUGCUCGGCAAGUUGAAGUUGAAGCCGAUGCAGAAAGCUGCCCUGUAUGUCAGUUUCGGGCUUGGCUUUGUCACAACGUGUAUUUCCAUUGUCAGAAUGUCCACGCUCCCACAUGUGUUCACAAGGGACACAUCAUGGGAUAUCAUUCCAGCAUUGAUCUGGUCCGAGGCCGAGCUCUGUUGCGCCGUCAUUUGUGUUUGCAUACCGACCCUUCGGCCUCUCUUAAUUAUCUACAGGUUGAACCAACCGCACUAUUCGUACAAUGCUCAGACGACCGAGCCAAGCAUUAAAGCUUACUUUAAACAGAAGCCCCUGAACGGGGGUACGUUUGGGAGUUAUAGCCAGCAGAGUCUUCCGAUUCCGAUGUUUGUGGAUGUGGAGUCGAAUAAUCCAGAGCCGAAAACACCAUCUGGUGCUGCCUUCAACGAAAACCGCCUUUCAGUAAUGGGAUAUGCUAGUUCCGCCUUGACAGCUGGGGAUUCGGACGACGGUUCUGAUGAGUUUGCGCCGGUGGAUGUGGAAGUUGCAACACCGUUGAGCCCACCACCGCAAUGUUAUGCCGGUCCAGCCAGGCUUCUUCCACGAUCUCAACCGUCGCCAAUUGAGGAGUGAAUCACACCUUAGAUGCGCUUCAUUAUUAGACGAUUGUUUUGGCAACUCAAUCUCCAUUUGGGGCUAGCAAGGCGCCAGAGUUAUGCAGCAAUCCAUACUAGCAAAGACGCACCAAGCAUGUACUCUAUAGUUAGCGACGAGACAUGCCGGCCGCCAGGCAAUCUGGAUAGUCAGGCCUUUAAGCCAUGGGGUAUUAAGCCAGCUUCAAGUAAGCAUGUACCACUCGAUGGGCUCCUCAUGGUAAGGGCUCUCAUUGCUUAUAAGCAAUGUGACUUGGAAUAUUCUUCAUGACCCAAGCUGGAUGGUUUAAAACAGCUUGCGAUGAACCGUAGCUUAUACCUGCUCGAGGGACCCAAGGGUGAUCCUUGAA